AUGGCUAAGAACUUGAAGACGGCGGUCUUCUCGAAAUAUACUGUCCAACCUACCGGUAUCUAUGCAGCUAUCAACAGGCUCUUCGCGCUCGACCCCAAGCGUUCCACGGGUGUCCCACUGAACCCGCAGUUCCGUAACCCACCUCCCGGCGCAAACGAUCCCAUGGCCUACGACGAUCCCGUUACUGUUCCUGCUGCCGACAUCGCUGAGAACCCGUACUGGAAGCGCGAUGUGCGAAGACGCUACCCUAAGCUCUCGACUGUCACCCAGGCCGACGCGGUUGCAUUGCUCGAGGUUGGAAGCGCAGCAGCGCCUAAGCAGGAAUUGAUUGGUGAGGCGGGCUCCAAGUCUCUGAUUGCUGCCCAAGAGCAGGGUGCGAAAGGACUUGCUGUUGCGUUUGAGAAGAACACUGGACUUGCAAAGGAUGUGCUGGGACCCGGUGGAAUGCCUCCGCUUCCUAGCGGCCUGCACAGCACCGGUGUUUCGGGACACAAGCGAUAUGAUUUGGAGCAGGACCAGUCAUACGGUGAUGGGUACCCGUGCCGGACAUUUGCUUAG
This is a messenger RNA of Bipolaris oryzae ATCC 44560, 558 nucleotides long. RefSeq lists its product as uncharacterized. The record is from RefSeq and is a predicted model, not a curated record. Lineage: Eukaryota; Fungi; Ascomycota; Dothideomycetes; Pleosporales; Pleosporaceae. Bases 1 to 558 code for a protein of 185 amino acids. The transcript is spliced from 3 exons.